GAAUCAUCACUCACACAUUCACUAUCUUCCAUUAAAUUACCACCUCCAAACAAUUGGUCAAUCAUCUCAUCCCAAAUUCACAAUGUUGGAAAAGUACCAAUUGCGCGAGGCUAGGCGGGAUGAGGAAAGAUCUUUGGAGGAUCAGCAGAUAUAUUCUCGUAAAUUUGAUCUCCAUCAAUACUUUUCCCCGGCUAGUAGAAAUACUAAGAGAUUUAUUUAUUAUGAUAAAUCUACUGGUAUCUCUCAUGUUCAUGAUGCCAACGAGAUGGCUGGCGAUCCAAAAUCUUUGGUCGUCGCUGUUGAUGGAACUUGUGCUCAAGAAGGGAGUGGCUCGGAAAGCAAAUCAUCUUACGGAAUAUUCUUCGGGGAGGAUUCGAGUUUCAAUAUGUAUGACACGAUAGAGACAUCUGAUAGGAAACAGCACACGAACGAUUAUGCGCAUCUUAUGGGCAUAGAUCGUGCCCUGAAUCUCAUAAAGAACAGUCCAGUUCUUGAAAAGUGGCGGUCCACUGGCGAGCGUGAAGGAGCAUUUACAACUAUUAUCAUGACGGACUCAGCAUAUGUUUACGACAACUUCACUACGUCUAUUUGGCUAUGGCGCAAAAAUGGCUUUGAGAGUUCUGAAGGUAAACAGGUGGUUUACGGUGAGUUGAUAGACAAGAUUGACAAGGCUAUUUUGGAUCUCGCGGAGGACAAAAUUUUGGUUCGGUUUUGGAGCGUUCCGAGAGAGGAUAAUAAAGAAGCGGAAAAAUUGGCAAAUCGUGCUUUGGAAGGAGAAAUGUAGUAUGGGAAGCGGUACUGGGAAGUUUGUUUCUUGGUCGAAUUUAUAAGGCUGUCUUGUCUGUACACGCAAGCGGUGAUAUUUUGGUGUCGAAGCAGGAUUCCUGGAACGGCCUGGGCAUCUCUAUUUGGAAGAGUGAAAUCAAGAAUCUUGGACUAUUGGAAUGAAAUCGUUUUCGUAAUAUGGAAGGCUCUGCACGUGGCGCUACGUACCUUUACAUAGAGAAAUAGGAUUUUGGCAUCGACUCUGUUAACGAAUUUGGAGAUUGGAACUAAUAAAGCCUUUUCGUUCUGGCUUUCGAUGCUGUCACGCAAGAGAUUUGCAGCAGAGAAUGCAGAUUAUUGAGAAUAACAAUUAAAAUUAUCCAUUUCAAUGAAGAGACAGUCA
Messenger RNA from Botrytis cinerea B05.10, 1168 nucleotides. RefSeq lists its product as hypothetical. Gene Ontology annotation, biological process: DNA replication, removal of RNA primer. The record is from RefSeq and is a predicted model, not a curated record. The transcript has a single exon. Lineage: Eukaryota; Fungi; Ascomycota; Leotiomycetes; Helotiales; Sclerotiniaceae. The coding region runs from base 83 to 784 and encodes 233 amino acids. Gene Ontology annotation, molecular function: nucleic acid binding; RNA-DNA hybrid ribonuclease activity.